This is a messenger RNA of Acanthosepion pharaonis, 462 nucleotides long. NCBI's taxonomy places the organism in Eukaryota, Metazoa, Mollusca, Cephalopoda, Sepiida, Sepiidae. The record is from the annotation of a GenBank genome assembly.
AUGAAUACAAAAGAGAUUAAUACAGACAGUGAUCGCGUUUUGUUUUCGUUUUAUUCUCUCUCUCUCUCUCUCUCUCUCUCUCUCUCUCUCUCUCUCUCUCUCUGCUCGCUCGCUCUAUUUCGGAUAUCUAACGCGGGAAGUUCUUCCUAUAUCGAACGUUCUCUGUACUUAAAAAUGAACUUCCCUCCACAGUUCUCCAAUGAUCGGAGAAAUCGAACAGACGCACUGAGUGUCAUUAACUAUCUCUCCUCCCCCUCGCUUUCUCUCUCUCUCUCUCUCUCUCUCUCUCUCUCUCUCUCUCUCUCUCUGCUUCUCUCUAUCUCUCUCUCUCUCUUUCUCCCUCUCUCUGUUGCCCCUCUUUCUCUUUGUGAUAAUUCUUCAAGCCUAUGGUCAAAAUUGUCAAGUAGAUUCUCUCUAACUCUCUCUUUCUCUCUCUCUCUCUCUCUCUCUCUUUCUAUGUAG